Molecule: messenger RNA, 4062 nt
Organism: Sitophilus oryzae (rice weevil)
Lineage: Eukaryota; Metazoa; Arthropoda; Insecta; Coleoptera; Curculionidae
Product: inner centromere protein-like
Exons: 3
Coding region: 121-3732 (1203 amino acids)
Source: RefSeq, a predicted model, not a curated record
GUUCACUUCAUAGCUUCCAGUUCAGUCAGAGAAGAAACACAACGACAAAAUCUAUAAAGUCUACCAAGUUUUACCACACAAGGCACCACGCGCUAAAAAUAACAUUAUUUUUCCUCCAUCAUGAUACCGUUUAAGAAAAAAACAAACGACAUUAUAAAAAAUGUUGCCGUCUUACUAAUAUUACUCUGUAUAUCGAAGAAUUGUUUUAGUUUUGUUCAAGAAUCCGAGAAAAUCAAGAAAAACCUUUAUGAAGUAGAACGUCGGCAAAAUUCGCCGUACAAAGAUGAAUCCCGUCGAAUAAUAGCUGAAUCUAGACAAGAAGAAAUAGCUACUUCUACCAACAUUCGAGAUGUUCGGGCAGAUUCGCGGCAGUCAAGAAUCGAUGCCAAAGAUAUCCGAACUGACUUUAGAGAAAUUAGAAGUGAAUUAUCCAGAACUGGUAAGAAAAACCUGAUUAUUGACGAUAAAAAAGAAUGGGCACUAAAAGUAAAUAAGAACAAACCAUAUUACUCCCUUAGACAUAAACAGAGCCAAUAUUCAAACUCAGAAAGUGGUAACGGUGUGUCAAGUAUACAAUUAAUACGAGAUUUAAACAACGGACGUCAAGAAGCACAAGUUUCUGAACGCAAAAUUCAAGAACGUCUUUUUAAGAAAACAGACAAUAAGCGAUAUUUUCGAAAUCCUAGUUUUCCAAAACGAGAUAUCCCCCGAGAACGUUCAAUUCUAGCAGAUCCUCGAAGAGAAACUGAAGAACGUUUUUCUGAUAAUGAAGACAGGUCUAUAGAACGACGAUGUACUCUACAAGAACGUUCAGUUCGAGCAGAUUCUCGCCGAGACACUGAAGAGCGUCUCGCUGAUAGAAGACUGAACAAUCAACUACUUUUUCGUAAACCCAGGACUACAGAACGACAAGAAACUCUCGGCGAGCGUUCAAUUCGAGCAGAUUCUCUUCGAGAAACUGAAGAACGUGUUUCUGAUGGAAGAUUAAACAACCAACGAUAUUCUCGUAAUCCCAGAUCUACAGAACGUGAUAGUCUUCGAGAACGUUCAGUUCGAGCUACUACUAAUCCAUAUUCUCGUCGGGACACCGAAGAACGUCUUUCUGAUAGAAGAUUAAACAAUCAACGAUAUUCUCGUAAACGCGCGUCCAUAGAACGACGAGAUACUCUACGAGAACGUUCAGUUCGAGCAGAUUCUCGUCGGGACACUGAAGAACGUCUUUCCGAUAAAAUAUUAAACAACCAACUAGCUUCUCGUGAUCCUAGAUCUACAAAACGUGAUAAUCUUCGAGAAUGUUCAGUUCGAACAGAUUCUCGCCGAGAUACUGUACUUCCAGCAGAUUCUCGCCGUGAUACUGAAGAGCGUCUCUCUGAUAGAAGAAUACAUUCUCGUAAACUCACGUCUACAGAACAACAAGAAACUCUCGGCGAGCAUUCGGUUCGAGCAUAUUCUCGUCGGGACACCGAAGAACGUCUUUCUGAUAGAAGAUUAAACAACCAACAAUAUUCUCGUGAACGCGCGUCCAUAGAACGACGAGUUACUCUACGAGAACGUUUAGUUCGAGCAGAUUCUCGCCGGGAUACUGAAGAACGUCUUUCCGAUAGAAGAUUAAACAACCAACUAGCUCGUGAUCCCAGAUCUACAGAACGUGAUAGUCUUCGAGAACAUUCAGUUCGAACAGGUUCUCGCCGAGAUACUGAAGAACUUCCAGAACGACGAGAUACUCUACGAGAACGUUCAGUUCGAGCAGAUUCUCGUCGGGACACUGAAGAACGUCUUUCUGAUAAAAGAUUAAAAAACCAACUAGCUUCUCGUGCUCCCAGAUCUACAGAACGUGAUAGUCUUCGAGAACGUUCAGUUCGAACAGAUUCUCGCCGAGAUACUGUACUUCCAGCAGAUUCUCGCCGUGAUGCUGAAGAGCGUCUCUCUGAUAGAAGAAUACAUUCUCGUAAACUCACGUCUACAGAACGACAAGAAACUUUCGGCGAGCAUUUGGUUCGAGCAUAUUCUCGUCGGGACACCGAAGAACGUCUUUCUGAUAGAAGAUUAAGCAACAAACAAUAUUCUCGUGAACGCGCUUCUAUAGAACGACGAGUUACUCUACGAGAACGUUCAGUUCAAACAGGUUCUCGCCGAGAUACUGAAGAACUUCCAGAACGACGAGAUACUUUACGAGAACGUUCACUUCCAGCAGAUUCUCGUCGUGACACUAAAGAACGUCUUUCUGAUAGAAGAUUAAACAACCAACUAGCUCGUGAUCCCAGAUCUACAGAACGUGAUAGUCUUCGAGAACGUUCAGUUCGAACAGGUUCUCGCCGAGAUACUGAAGAACUUCCAGAACGACGAGAUACUUUACGAGAACGUUCACUUCCAGCAGAUUCUCGUCGUGACACUGAAGAACGUCUUUCUGAUAGAAGAUUAAACAACCAACAAUAUUCUCGUGAACGCGCAUCCAUAGAACGACGAGAUACUCCACAAGAAAGUUCAGUUCGAACAGAUUCUCGCCGGGACACUCGAGAACGUCUAGCUGGUAGAAGACUAAACAAUCAACUACAUUCUCGUGAACCCAAAUCUACAGAACGACAAGAAACUCUCGGCGAGCGUUCAAUUCGAGCGGGUUCUCGUCGAAACACUGAAGAGCGUCUCGCUGAUAGAAGACUAAAUAAUCAACUACCAUCUCGUGAAUCCAGGUCUACAAAACGACAAGAAACUCUCCACGGGCGUUCAGUUCGAGCAGAUUCUCGCCGGGACACUGAAGAGCGUCUCGCUGGUAGAAGACUAAACAAUCAACUACAUUCUCGUGAAUCCAGAUCUACAGAACGACAAGAAACUCUCGGCAAGCGUUCAAUUCGAGCAUAUUCUCGUCGGGACACCGAGGAACGCCUUUCUGAUAGAAGAUUAAACAGCCAACGAUAUUCUCGGGAACGCAUGUCCAUAGAACGACGAGAUACUCUACGAGAACGUUCAGUUCGAGCAGAUUCUCGUCGGGACACUGAAGAACGUCUCGCUGAUAGAAGACUAAAUAAUCAAAUACAUUCUCGUGAACACAGGUCUUUAGGACGACAAGAAACUUUUGGCGAGCGUUUAGAUGCAGUAGAUUCUCGUCGGGACACUGAAGAACGUCUUUCUGAUGGAAAAUUAAACAACCAACGAUAUUCUCGUGAACGCAGGUCUAUAGAACGGCCAGAUACUCUAAAAGAACGUUCAGUUCGAGCAGAUUCUCGUCGGGAUACUGGAGAACGUCUUUCUGAAAGGAGACUAAAUAAUGAACUACAUUCUCGUAAACCCAGGUCUACAGAACGACAAGAAACUCUCGGCGAGCUUUCAAUUCGAGCAAAUUCUCGCCGCAACACUGAAGGGCGUCUUUCUGAUAGGAGAUUAAACAACCAACGAAAUUCUCGUGAACGCAUAUCUAUAGAACGUCUAGAUAGUCUACGAGAACGUUCAGUUCCAGCAGAUUCCAGAUAUGUAUCUUCAGAACAGGUUUCUACCAGAACUGACAGGCAUUUCAAUAAGAGAUUAUUUAGUACAAACGAAGCCGAUUCAAGAAGUGGAGAUGUAAAUAUUGUUUCUGAAUUUAUUCCAUAUUUCAAAGAAAAGUACAAUUCAGCAAUAACCGCCGGUCAAGUAAUACUUACAUUAGCUCUUCUAGGACCAAUUAUUUUUAAUAAAUCUAAGAACAACUUAAGAUUAUUCGAAUGUCAGGAGUUUUGGAUAAAGAAGAUAUUUUAAAUUUUUAAUUUCCGGGAAUAUCCAAGAAAUAUCUAUUCUAUGACGACUUUUGGCAAAGCUUCACGGUACCUUCCUUAGUAAUAACUAGCAUAAUUCUAUUAGAGAUAUUUAUUGUUGUUUAUUUUCAAUGAAUAUUUAUUACAAAUACCAACCAAAUAACAAAUAAAUAAAUAGUAUUAAAUGAUAUAAAAAACACGUAUAACAUUGUAUUUAAUCUAUGAAACGUUAAAAUAAUUUAUCAAAACCUUCACAUAAUUAAAAUUCUACAAAAUGUUAUUAUUUCAAUACAUAUAUAAAUGUAAUAAAAAUGUUAGAAAUAUAUAAUCUAAA